Messenger RNA from Parus major (Great Tit), 3956 nucleotides. RefSeq names its product frizzled class receptor 1 (gene FZD1). Lineage: Eukaryota; Metazoa; Chordata; Aves; Passeriformes; Paridae. Gene Ontology annotation, cellular component: plasma membrane. The transcript has a single exon. The record is from RefSeq and is a predicted model, not a curated record. Bases 356 to 2113 code for a protein of 585 amino acids. Gene Ontology annotation, molecular function: Wnt receptor activity; Wnt-protein binding. Gene Ontology annotation, biological process: canonical Wnt signaling pathway; non-canonical Wnt signaling pathway.
GCGUCGGUUUCAAGGCUCCUCCCUCCGGUGAAGCAGACUGCGGGGCGCCUGGAAACCGGUCGGAGGGAGCGCGGCGCGGCGAGGCGAGGGGCGCGGGCUCGAGGGGCCGGCACAAAUGGUCAGGCGGCGGCGGCGGAGGCGGCGGCGGCGGCGGUAGUUGGAGGCGCGGCGGACGCUGCCGCCGGUGCGGGCAGAUCUGCGCGCUGCGCUCCGCGGCCCCGUGAGUGGCGACCGGGGCUGCCCCGUCCCUGCCCGCCGCUCCCUUCAUGAGUCGCAAGUUCGGGCCGGGAGGAGCAGCGGCGGCGGCGGCGGCAGGGCGGCGGGAGCCCGGCAGGGCAGGCGGCACCGACUGAGCAUGGCCGGGCGGCGCGGGCCGGCGGUGAGCGGCGGCGGGGAAGUUGGCAGCGGCCGGUGCCCGCGGCUGCCGCUGCUGCUGGCGCUGCUGUGGGCGGCGGCGCUGCCGGCCGGGGGGCAGCUGCCGGCGUCUCAGUACAACGGCGAGCGGGGCAUCUCCAUCCCAGACCACGGCUACUGCCAGCCCAUCUCCAUCCCUCUCUGCACUGACAUCGCCUACAACCAGACCAUCAUGCCCAACCUGCUGGGCCACACCAACCAGGAGGACGCGGGGCUGGAGGUGCACCAGUUCUACCCGCUGGUGAAGGUGCAGUGCUCGGCCGAGCUGAAGUUCUUUCUCUGUUCCAUGUACGCGCCGGUGUGCACCGUGCUGGAGCAGGCCCUGCCGCCCUGCCGCUCCCUCUGCGAGCGGGCCCGACAGGGCUGCGAGGCCCUCAUGAACAAGUUCGGCUUCCAGUGGCCCGACACGCUGCGCUGCGAAAAGUUCCCGGUGCACGGGGCUGGCGAGCUCUGCGUGGGGCAGAACGCCUCCGAGCGCGGCACCCCCACGCCCGCCCUGCGCCCCGAGAGCUGGACCAGCAACCCGCACCGCGGGGGCAGCGGCGGCGGACCCGGGGGCCCGGGGCCCGGCGAGCCCCGCGGGCGCUUCACCUGCCCGCGGGCGCUGAAGGUGCCCUCCUACCUGAACUACCGCUUCCUGGGGGAGAAGGACUGCGGGGCGCCCUGCGAGCCCGGCCGCCUCUACGGGCUCAUGUACUUCGGGCCCGAGGAGCUCCGCUUCUCCCGCACCUGGAUCGGCAUCUGGUCCGUGCUCUGCUGUGCUUCCACCCUCUUCACCGUCCUCACAUACUUGGUGGACAUGAAGCGCUUCAGCUACCCCGAGCGGCCCAUCAUCUUCCUCUCGGGCUGCUACACGGCGGUGGCCGUGGCCUACAUCGCCGGUUUCCUCCUGGAGGAGAGGGUGGUCUGCAACGAGCGCUUUGCCGAGGACGGUUCCCGCACCGUGGCACAGGGCACCAAGCGGGAGGGCUGCACGAUCCUCUUCAUGAUGCUCUACUUCUUUGGCAUGGCCAGCUCCAUCUGGUGGGUCAUCCUCUCCCUUACCUGGUUCCUAGCUGCUGGCAUGAAGUGGGGCCAUGAGGCCAUUGAGGCCAACUCCCAGUACUUUCAUCUGGCCGCCUGGGCCGUGCCAGCCAUCAAGACCAUCACCAUCCUUGCCCUUGGACAAGUGGAUGGGGACGUCCUCAGCGGCGUUUGCUUUGUGGGCAUCAACAACGUGGAUGCCCUGAGGGGCUUUGUGCUGGCCCCCUUGUUCGUCUACCUGUUCAUCGGCACCUCUUUCCUGCUGGCUGGCUUUGUGUCCCUCUUCAGGAUCCGGACCAUCAUGAAGCAUGACGGCACCAAGACAGAAAAGCUGGAGAAGCUCAUGGUGAGGAUAGGCAUCUUCAGCGUCCUCUACACGGUGCCGGCCACCAUCGUCAUUGCCUGCUAUUUUUACGAGCAAGCUUUUAGGGAACAGUGGGAGAGGAGCUGGGUCACACAGAGCUGUAAGAGCUAUGCCAUUCCCUGCCCCAACAACCACAGCGGCCACCACCCGCCCAUGAGCCCCGACUUCACUGUCUUCAUGAUCAAGUAUCUCAUGACCUUAAUCGUGGGCAUCACCUCGGGCUUCUGGAUCUGGUCUGGGAAAACCCUGAACUCCUGGAGAAAGUUUUACACCAGGCUCACCAACAGCAAACAGGGCGAGACCACGGUCUGAGACCCCUGCUUGCCAGGCUAGGGAGAUGCGGGACAACUGAGGCUCUGCCUCGGGAAGCAGCUCCUUAUCCAGCUUGGGCAAACUUUUGUGACUGCGAGAGGCUUCCGCAGGCGGCGGGGAGCGGAGGACGAGCCAGGGGAACCCCGGUGCCUGGGAUCUCCGGGCUCUGCCCUCCCCAUGCCGCUCGGGCUGUCUCCUGUAGGAGCUGAACGCACUGUCAGGUUGGGGGAGAGGGAUGUAAAUAGCCUCUGUAAGAUUUUGUAAGUAUAUUUGUAUUUAAAUUACAAAAAAACUCACUUUUUUUAAUUAUUUAGGACACUUCUAACCCGUUUGCAGAUUUUACUUCCUUGCUUCCCACCCCCUUCCCCCCCUUUUUUUUAUUUAAAAAAAGAAAUGGCUUUGGAUUUUUAUUUCGUAGGGCAGGAUGGGAAAAGCUGCCGGUAAGAGAAUCGAAAACAAACCCCCUUCUUCUCCCCCACACAGGUUAAGUAAUGGCUUUACUCGGAAUUUCAGCUGCAUGAGCAGGAGGGCCCAGAGCGGGGCUGCGGCCGGGGACGACUCCUGGCCCGGGCUGGGUCCCGGUCCUGGUCUCGGCCUCGGCCCGCCCGCGGUUCCGUGGAGUAGGGGAUGGGGAGGAGCGGCGUCUCCCGCCCCGGCGCCGUGCGGGGAGCUCGGACCCCCGGCCGGUCCCGUCCGGGGCGGACGGAGAACCGCCCGGGCAUGGCGCAGGGACGGCGCUGCACCGAGCCCCGGCUCCGCUGACCCCCGCCGGGCCUUUCUGGGGGUACAAACAGGAGCCCUGCUCGGGGCCGGCCGCUCUGAGGAGGGAGAGCCCCUCGCCGUGCCCGCGGCGGGCUUGCAGGGUCCGGCCGUGCCACGCGUGGCUCAGGAGGAGUUGGCCCGGUUCGGUGUACGAGUUGGGGUUCACACCGUCUGCACCUGUAGCACCUCCGGUGGCUGAGGAGGUGGAUGGCGACAGAGAUACACGGAAAUACCCUCCUGCUGGGUUUUUUUCUAAGCCCACUUUGCAGUCCGGGGGCGCCCCGCGGGUGCUCCUGCCGCCGCCUGCCCCGGUCCCUCCCCGCCGGGCUGCUGCCGGCUGGGGUCAGCAGGAUCAGGAAAUACGGGCUCGGUGGAAAGAGCUUCUAAGGAAUAAACGCAGCAUUCACUUUGGGGCUUUUGUUUGUUUCCUCCCUGCCCCCUAGUUAUAUUCAUACACCGGCUCUUCGUAUGGGAAACAUAGGAGCCGUUGCCAUUCCUCUGAAUUCUAAUUCAUUGAGAUUUAAAUCAUUACACAUAAUGAAGGUGUGAUGAUUUUUGCCCGUAGUAAAAACAAUGGAAAGGAAAACAGAAGAGCAGAAUGCUUAAGCACUCUGGUGAGACCUGAAAGAGCCUCUGCUAUCUUUUCCCCCCUUUUUUUUCGGUACAGAAAUAACAUUGCAUACUGCAAGGAUAAGAUACCAUGUGUGCAGUGUGUCUACUACCUUGUGUGCUCCUGGGUGUGUGGGAUUGUGCUUCUAAUACAUUAAGAAAGUUAAAGACGAAAUUGUAACUUUCAGCAGAUGCAUUUGAAUAUGUAGAUCUCUGUAUGAAAAACAGCAGAAUGCUACUCUCCCGAUUGUAUUGUUUUGAACUUUUUUUUAUAUUACAAAUGCCUGUAUUUAGGUUCAUAAACAUUAUCUAUGGCUACCAUACCCUGAAAUGCAAAAUUAUUUUAAUUUGGUAUGCAUUUAUUUCUGUUCAUUAUCACAAGAUCAUCUAUAUUUAUAGAGGAAUAGAAAUUUAUAUAUAUUAAAUACCAUAUUUUUAAUUUCUCUGAAAUAAAUUGAGGUUUUGUACAAAA